CACUGUCCCCUUUUCAAUGACCCCAGCCAGUCACACAUACUCUCGCUGCAACCCCAGACAGCCAGGAGCAGCUAGAUGCUCAUGAGCAAAUAUUGAUGGUGCUGUACAUUACAAUGUGGAGAUCAGCGAGAGAGGGGGAAGGCUGGGACUAGACUGGACUUACACUGGGGAAAUCAACAGGAAAGAAUACGGUAAGAACGAAUGAUAGAGAGGGACAGGUUGAUUCUUUGUGUGGGCUGACAAGCUGGCCUGGAGGCCCUUGUUGGGGUCUUCAUGUGGGCUGUUGUUUAAUCUCUGGGGAAAUUAGCCCUGGCUAAUUAAUUAAAGCUAUGUCAGGUGCGAUUUAUAAAACCAGUGGUUCACAUGGUGAUUUACCUCCUCUCUGCUCACUGCAUGAUGGUGUCAGUUAACGUCGCCAUGGGUGCUGUUAGUCAGUAACAGAUUCAGGAGGUCCAUGGAAAAGUUUGGGGAAAUUACUGUGUUCAUUUUACUGUGAUAACAGAGGAAUAGACUAGCAACUCUCAAGGAUCUCUUUAGUUAUGAAUGUACUGCACAGGAACAGACCUAAUUUAAUACAGAAUAUAACCUAAAGGGAAUACUCGUCAGAAUAAUUGUUUUGGAAUUGUUGUGUUGGGUACAUUGUGGUUAUGGUUACAGCAGUAAGGGAAACAUCACAUAACACAAGACAAGAAGUCUGAGUCCAUGUCAAUGCUUAAAUCACAUCUGAAUAUUUUUUUUUAGGUCUGGAAGAUAAAUAACAAAUUAGGAUUUUUUAUGUAAUUCCCCUUUAAUUGUGCAUAUGGCCCUUUAAUUGUGAAUCUAGCAACUGAGAAAUGUGCUGUCUAAUGUGCCAGUCUAGUGAUGGUUCUGUAAUGCUGUUGCUCAUUCAAAGUGAGCAAAUACCAAGUCAUAGAUAAAAAUUAUAUACUUCCUGAUUAUAUACUUCUGCCAGGUAAGCCUACUUUACAGUUAACAUUAAAUUGAGAAGGUUUUGGGGAAAUUACUGUCUGUCAACCCACAAGAUGGUUAUCACAUCAACUGGCUACACACAGAAAUAAGUGAAAGAAAUACAUGCGCACCACACAGACAUACAGGGGCAAUAUUUCUGGAAAUUAAUUGGCAGCUAUUGUGUUAGGUUUGGCUUUUUAAGCCAAUAUUGGCUAACCGGGGGUGGGGUAAUGUCAGCGUUGCAUUGAUUAGAUAGUAGCUGGGAGCUUGCAGUGUCUAAUACUUGUGAGAUUUGUUAAUGACAAUUUGCAGUGGAACAUGUGAAAAUUGUACUUUCAGAAUUGUUUGGGGAGCUAGUCAUAGGUGGGCUGUGAGCUACUGGUAGCUUGCAAUCGACCUGUUGGAGACCCUGGUUUAACAUGAUUUUGCACUCCACACACAAUUAUCUGUAAGGUCCCUCAGUCGAGCAGUGAAUUUCGAACACAGAUUCAACCACAAAGACCAGGGAGGUUUUCAAAUGCCUUGCAAAGAAGGGCACCUAAUUGGUACAUGGUUAAUAAUAAAAAAGGCAGACAUUGAAUAUCCCUUUGAGCAUGGUGAAGUUAUUAAUUACACUUUGGAUGGUGCAUCAAUACACCCAGUCACUACAAAGAGACAGGCGUCCUUCCUAACUCAGUUGCCGGAGUAGAAGGAAACCGCUCAGGGAUUUCACCAUGAGGCCAAAGGUGACUUUAAAACAGUUACAGAGCUUAAUAGCUGUAAUAGGAGAAAACUGAGGCUGGAUCAACAACAUUGUAGUUACUCCACAAUGCUAACCUACAUGACAAAGUGAAAAGAAGUACAGAAUAAAAAUAUUCCAAAACAAAAGCAUCCUGUUCGUAAUAAGUCAAUAAAGUAAAACAGUAGAAAUGUGGCAAAGAGAUUAACUUCAUGUCCUGAACAGAAUUGUUUUAUUAUUUAUUUAACUAGGCAAGUCAGUUAAGAACAAAUUCUUAUUUACAAUGACGGACGAUGUUGGGCCAAAUCCGGUCGCUUCUGGGCACCGCCCUAUGUGACUCCCAAUCACGACCAGUUGUGAUACAGCCUGGAUUCGAAACAGGGUGUCUGUAGUGACGCCUCAAGCACUGAGAUGCAGUGUCUUAGACCGCUGCGCCACUCGGGAGCCCAAAAAACAUUAUGUUUCGAGCAAAUCCAACACAACAUAUCACUGGGUACCAUAUUUUCAAGCAUGGUGGUGGCUGUAUCAUAUUAUGGGUAUGCUUGUCAUUGGCAAGGACUAGGGAGUUUUUUUAGGAUAUAAAUAAAUGGAAUAGAGCUAAGCACAGGCAAAAUCCUAAAGGAAAACCUGGUUCAGUCUGCUUUCCAACAGACACUGGGAGACAUUCACCUUUCAGCAGGACAAUAACCUAAAACACAAGGCCAGAUAUACACUGGAGUUGCUUACCAAGACGACAGUUGAAUGUUCCUGAGUGGCCUACAGUAGUUGCAGCUUAAAAAUAUAUGACAAGACUUGAAAAUGGCUGGGUGAGAAAAACAUUUAUGUAAUCAAUUUUGAAUUCAGGCUGUAACACAGCAAAUUGUUGAAUUAGUCAAGGGGUAUAAAUACUGUAACAGGUUGAAAUUCGCUGCUCAACUGAGGGACCUUUGAGAUAAUUGUAUGUGUGGGGUACAUAGAUGAGGUAGUCAUUAAAAAAUCAGGUUAAACACUAUUAUUGCACAUAGAGUGAGUCAAUUCAACUCACUAUGUGAUUUGUUCAGCAAAUGUUUACUCCUUAACUUAUUUAGGCUUGCCAUAACAAAGAGGUUUGAAUACUUACAUUAUUUAUUCAUUUGUAAAAAUUCUCUAAAAACAUAUUUCCUGUUUGACAUUAUGGGGUAUUUUGUGUAGGCGAGUGACAUAAAAUCUCAAUUUCAUCCAAAUUAAAUGCAGGCAGUAACACAACAAAAUGUGGAAAAACUAAAGGGGACAGUGAAGAUCAAGUUUAUAAAUUGCUUGGCUGGGCUGAUGAGACAGUGGAUUGCGCAGUCAGAUGGAACAGAGUAAAUAGGCAUUUUAGCAUCAUGGAUUUAGCCGGUGGUAACUUGUGCAAUAGACAUCGGAUGGAAUGCGGUUUUAACCAAUCAGAAUUGAGGAUUAGACCCACCCAUUGCAUAAAAUGUAUUUCACCUGUAAUUUAGCAGAUUUAAACAGAUUUCAUCUGUAACUUGGCCACUCAGGAACAUUCACUGUCUUCUUGAUAAGCAACUCCAGUGUAGAUUUGUGUUGUAGGUUAUUGUCCUGCUGAAAGGUGAACUCCUCUCCCAAACUAUGUCUGUAUUUGCUGAUGUCAAGCAUACACAUACAAGGAUACAGUCACCACCAUGCUUGAAAAUAAGGAGGCAGUUACUCAGUGAAGUGUUGUGUUAGAUUUGUCCCAAACACAAGGCUUUGCAUUUAAGCCAAAAAGUAUAUUCCUUUGUGUUUUUUUGCAGUAUUACUUUAGUACCUUGUUGCAUACAAGAUGCAUGUUUUGGAAUAUUUUUAUACAUAUCCGGCCUAGACAGGGCUUGGACUGUAAUUGGUUAAUCCCACUUUGUAACACAAUAAAAUGGGAAGAAAUCCAAGGGGUGUGAAAACUUUUGCAAGGGCUAAAGAGUUGUCUGUGAAGUAUUUAACAGGUAAGCUACUGUAUCACAAAGCUGCUUAACAAAAUGUAAAACUCACACUAACAUUAUGUCUAGGUGUAUCUUGGUUUCCUACAGGAUUGGACUGGAAAUAAUUUACUUCCAUCAUCUUUAUUCUGAGCUGAGGUCCAUCCAGAUUUGUGAAUGAAUGAGUGGGUGGGCCCCGAAGUCAAUGUGGUGGGACCACUACAGAUCCCACACAACGAUGGAUUCCCAUUGUCCGAGAACUCACACUUCUUUGAUAUUCUGGCAGAGCAAGGAAGCCCUUUGCUUCAGGACCAAGAGGUCUUAUCCUUCACCAACUAUCCCAACAUGCAAUACCCCUUGGUGGAGCCCACCAUGUCCUCCCCUCCAUACUACUCCAAUCAGCACUACUACCCCCAAUACAGCGUUGAGGAGUGGUACUCACCCACAGAGAUUUAUGAACUGAGGAAAGAACCCCUGGAGGGUAGCUAUAAUGUUGAAAUGGAAGAGGCAUCCGCCAUAGUGCCUGCGGUGUGCAAGAGGACCAGGCACACUUCCCACGCAGGCAGGGUCAAAGGGGAGGAGCUGUGUGUGGUGUGUGGGGACAAGGCAUCUGGGUACCACUAUAACGCUCUCACCUGUGAGGGGUGUAAAGGCUUCUUCAGACGGAGCAUCACAAAGAACGCUGUGUACAAGUGCAAGAGUAAAGGGACCUGUGAGAUGGACAUGUACAUGCGCAGGAAGUGCCAGGAGUGUCGUCUCCGGAAGUGCAAGGAGAUGGGCAUGCUGGCAGAAUGUCUGCUGACAGAGAUCCAGUGUAAGUCUAAAAGGCUGAGGAAAAACACCAAGGCCUCCCCAGGAGAGUCCACUUGGGACGAGACAGAGGGGGGAGACAACGGAGACAGCAAACAGGUCACCUCCACCACCAAACUGUCAAAGGAGAAGGUUGAGCUCAGUCAAGAGCAGCAGGCUAUUUUGAGCUUCAUCGUAGAAGCUUACCAGAAACAUCGAAUCCCUCAAGACAUGGCCAAAAAACUGCUACAGGAGCAUUUCAAUGCAGACGAGAACUUCCUCCUUUUGACAGAGAUGGCCACCAGUCAUGUUCAAGUGCUGGUGGAGUUUACCAAAAACAUUCCAGGUUUCUCUGCCCUGGACCAUGAGGAUCAGAUAGCUCUGUUAAAGGGCUCGGCAGUGGAGGCCAUGUUCCUGCGCUCAGCACAGGUGUUUACCAGGAAGCUACCCCAUGGACACACAGAGGUCCUGGAGGACAGGAUCCGCAAGAGUGGAAUAUCAGAGGCGUUCAUUACACCCAUGUUCAACUUCUACAAAAGCAUCGGGGAACUCCAGAUGAUGCAGGAAGAACACGCCCUUCUCACCGCCAUUACCAUCCUGUCACCAGACCGGCCAUACCUGAAGGACCAGCAGGCAGUGGAGAGGCUACAGGAGCCUAUGCUGGAGGUGCUCAGGAGGUUCUGUGCAAUGCAGCACCCGCUGGAGCCCCAGCACUUUGCCCGUCUCCUGGGACGGCUGACCGAACUGCGAACCCUCAAUCACCACCACGCUGAGAUGCUUACCUCUUGGCGCAUGAGCGACCACAAGUUCACCCCCCUCCUCUGUGAGAUCUGGGACGUACAGUGAACGAUACAUAGAGGCUGCAUCCAUGGAUGGAUGAAUGGGGAAGAGGAGAGGACAACAAACAUUUCAACCUGUCUCCUCAGACCAUUUCAGAAACGGCAACCAUUUCAGAAACUGACCUUAUGACCAUUUCAGAAACUGACCUUAUGACCAUUUCAGAAACUGACCUUAUGACCAUUUCAGAAACUGACCUUAUGACCAUUUCAGAAACUGACCUUAUGACCAUUUCAGAAACUGACCUUAUGACCAUUUCAGAAACUGACCUUAUGACCAUUUCAAAAGCUGCAACCAUUUCAGAAACUGACCUUAUGACCAUUUCAGAAGCUGCAACCAUUUCGAAAGCUGAACAUCGGACCAUUUCAGAAGUUCUGACUGCGAAGCAAUAAGACAUGACACCGCUUUCAGAUGUUGGAAAUUGAUAUUGUGUAGGCUUUGCUCAGGUGAGCCUUUGUGAUGGGCUACUUGAAUGUGACCCCCCGUUGCAGACCAAAGAAACUUGGAGACAUUAUUUAAAGAAAAGAUCUCCCAACGGGAUAAUGGACUUAUGUUUGCCAAAUUUUGGAGAAAGUAAUCUGAUAACACCCCUAGUAUUGACAAUUCAUCUCUGACUAAUACACUUGUAGUCAUGAUAUUGUUCGGACACAGGCACAGGAGUUUGGACUGGAUCAGUUUGACAUACGAUCUCUCUUGUGGUUUAUAAAUAUACUGAACAAAAAUAUAAAUGCAACAUGUAAAGUGUUGGUCCCAUGUUUCAUAAGCUGAAAUAAAAGAUCCCAGAAAUGUUCCAUA
Molecule: messenger RNA, 6000 nt
Organism: Salvelinus fontinalis (brook trout)
Lineage: Eukaryota; Metazoa; Chordata; Actinopteri; Salmoniformes; Salmonidae
Product: bile acid receptor-like
Exons: 9
Coding region: 3757-5214 (485 amino acids)
Biological process (GO): negative regulation of transcription by RNA polymerase II; negative regulation of inflammatory response; bile acid signaling pathway
Molecular function (GO): RNA polymerase II cis-regulatory region sequence-specific DNA binding; nuclear receptor activity; zinc ion binding
Source: RefSeq, a predicted model, not a curated record